Triticum aestivum (bread wheat) is the source of this 884-nucleotide messenger RNA. Its product is annotated as BON1-associated protein 1-like. Bases 238 to 876 code for a protein of 212 amino acids. The record is from RefSeq and is a predicted model, not a curated record. The transcript has a single exon. Lineage: Eukaryota; Viridiplantae; Streptophyta; Magnoliopsida; Poales; Poaceae.
CCUGCUAUCUUGGGAAACAAAUCCGGUCGAUCGUCGGAGAACCGUAAACAGACGGGGAAAUCUGACCCAAAACCUAGAUACAUACAGCCUAGGUUCCCGACUUGACCCUGAUCUCGGCCCAGAGUAAACGCUCGCGUCGUCUGCUCUCGAUCCAUAUAAGCUACGCCGAGCCCCCGUCUCUACGAUCCACACGCGCGCGCGACCGAUCGACCCAACUCAUCGCUGCAACCACCAGCAAUGGAGCUCAAGGGUACACCACUGCCGCCCAAGGACGAGUUCGCCAUUGAGACGUCGUCGUCGUCGUUUACCGUGGAGGUGACUGUGCUUUCCGCGGAGGAGGUCGUCAUCGGGGACCGCUGGCGCCGCCCGCUGGACCGCGGGGCGCACGCCGAGGUGCACGCGGGCAAGUCGAUGGCGUCCACCGGCGUCAACAGCGAGAAGGGCGACUGCAACGGGUACCCCUACUGGGGCGAGGCGGUCCGCGUGGCGGUGCCGGGGCACGAGAAGGCGAUCGGCGUGGUGAUCUACCGCCGGGAGGAGCCCGUGGCGGAGGCGAGCGUGCCCGUCGCCGACUUCAGCGUCGGUCCGCCAGGCCACCUGCAUUGCCUCAGCUACCGGCUGUUCGACGCUAAGUCCUUAACGAAGAGCCGCAACGGCAUCGUCAACAUAACCGUCAAGAGGCUCGACGGCGCGGCGGUACCAAGGCGUGAAGGGAAAGGCGGGAAGGCCGUGGACGACGCCGCGAGUGGCACUGGUGAUUCCUGCUGUGGUGGUGUCGCUGACAAGGGGAAGGUGCCACCGGCGGCGGCGCUAGCACCGGCCGGUGUGGUGAUGGGCUAUCCCGUACGUCGAGUUCCCCGCUGCUGGGCCGGCUAAAGGGAAGG